This is a messenger RNA of Anguilla rostrata (American eel), 6171 nucleotides long. Its product is annotated as endosome/lysosome-associated apoptosis and autophagy regulator family member 2-like. The coding region runs from base 177 to 3227 and encodes 1016 amino acids. The transcript is spliced from 22 exons. Gene Ontology annotation, cellular component: membrane. The record is from RefSeq and is a predicted model, not a curated record. Gene Ontology annotation, biological process: positive regulation of BMP signaling pathway. NCBI's taxonomy places the organism in Eukaryota, Metazoa, Chordata, Actinopteri, Anguilliformes, Anguillidae.
CCAAUGCCUGUCAAAACCUGGUGGAUCUGAACGCAAGCUAAAGCCGGAGCUUAGCCUUGCGCGGAGGAGGACGGACGGAGCCUUUAUUAUAGGCGUAGAAUAAUCACAGUCACUCUCGCACAGGAUCACACGUUCUCCAUGGUUGUCUGCUGGGCUUGUAGACCAUUGUAAAUGAAAUGGAAGGGAGAAAACACCCGAUCAGCCACGGUGUUUUCACAGUGUUUUAUUUAAUGCCUUUUUCAUUCUUGAUUCAAAGCGGUCUCGUCAUCCUCUGCUCGUUUCAAUGGACAGUCGUGGCCAAAGACCUGCCCCAGUGUAAAGAGACGGACUACUACUUCGAGUACACGGAGUGUGACAGCACCGGGUCGCGGUGGCGGGUGGCCAUCCCCCAGCGCCUGGGCACCUGCACGGGCCUGCCGGACCCCGUCAGCGGGACGGACUGCACGUUCUCCUGCGGUGCCGGAGAGUUCCUGGAGAUGUCGGCCCAGCAGUGCACGCAGUGCGCCGCCGGCACCUACUCCCUGGGGAGAGGGAUCCGCUUCGACGAGUGGGACGACAUCCCGCCCGGCUUCACCAGCCUGGCCACCUACAUGGACAGCGGCCCGGCCGGGGAGGACACGCUGACCUGCAGCAACUCCUCCUGGGCGCCCCAGGGGAACUACCUGGAGUCGAACCGCGACGAGUGCACGGUGUCGCUCAUCUACGCCGUGCACCUGAAGAAGCAGGGCUCCGUCUCCUUCGUGUACCAGUACGUGGACAACAACAUCUUCUUCGAGUUCUUCAUUCAGAAUGAUCAGUGUCAGGAGAUGGACCAAACGUCAGACCAAAAGUGGAUCAAACUGACCAACAACGGAGAGUGGGGGACCCACACCGUCGACUUGAAGUCCGGUACUAACAUCCUGUACUGGAGGACCACUGGGAUUCUGCUGGGCACUAAGGUGGUCAAACCGGUGCUGCUGAAGAACGUCCAGAUCGAAGGGGUGGCCUACACAUCCGAGUGCUUCCCAUGCAAGCCUGGGACCUUCAGCAAAACCCCGGGGUCAUCAUCAUGUGACCUCUGUCCCAGAAACACCUUCUCCGGCAAGGGAGCCAGCUCCUGCACCCACUGUGACAAGGACAAGCAAUACGCACCCGAGGGGUCGGCAGAGUGCAAGGAGAAGCCGGCCUGCUCCAAGAAGGAUUACUUCCAGAUCCACACGCCCUGCGACAGCGAGGGGAAGACGCAGAUCACGUACAGGUGGAUCGAGCCCAAGAUCUGCGUGGAGAACGUGACGGGGGCCGUGACGCUGCCCCCCUCCGGCAGACGGGAGCCGUGCCCGCCGUGCAACCCCGGCUUCUACAACAACGACACGGCCACCUGCACCCCCUGCCCCCCCGGAACCUACUCCAACGGGGUCAAAGCUUGCCAGAAGUGCCCAGCGGGCACGGAGCCGGCACUGGGCUACGAGUACAAGUGGUGGAACGUGCUGCCCGGCAACAUGAAGACCUCCUGCUUCAACGUGGGCAACACCAAGUGCGACGGCAUGAACGGUUGGGAGGUGGCUGGCGAUCACAUCCGCAGCGGGGCGGGGAGCUCGGACAACGAUUACCUCAUCCUGAACCUGCGGGUCCCUGGCUUCCAGCUUCCGACAUCUGUGUCCAGGACCACGAGCUCCGAGUUUGGCCGAAUCACCUUCAUCUUCGAAACCAUCUGCUCCGCGGACUGCGAGCUCUACUUCAUGAUGGAUGUGAACAGGAAGAGCACCAACGUGGUGGAGUCGUGGGAGGGCACCAAGGAGAAGCAGUCGUACACCCACAUCAUGACCAAAAACGCCUCCGUGUCCUACACCUGGGCUUUCCAGAGGACCAACCAGGCCCAGGACAUCAGACAGUACGUCAACGACAUCGUGAAGAUCUACUCCAUCACGGUGACCAACGCCCAGGACGGGGUGGCCUCCUCCUGCCACGCCUGCGCCCUGGUGUCCCAGCAGUCGGGCUCGUCCUGCGUCCCCUGUCCCGCCGGCCACUACAUCGACAAGGACACCAACCAGUGCAUGGAGUGCCCCCCCGACACCUACCUCUCCGGGCACCAGAUCUACGGCAAGGAGUCCUGCGUGCCCUGUGGGCCUGGCAGCAGGAGCAACAAGGACCACUCCCUCUGCUUCAGCGACUGCUCCUUCUCCCACGUGGACCAGAACCGGACCCUGACCUACGACUUCAGCCCGCUGGGACCCGUGGGCUCCAUCAUGAACGGGCCCAGCUUCACCUCCAAGGGCACCAAGUACUUCCACUUCUUCAACAUCAGCCUGUGCGGGCACGAGGGCAAAAGGGCAGCGGUGUGCACCGACAACGUGACGGACCUGUCCAACAAGGACCUGCAGGGCGACUCCAGCGAGUUCGUCAACUACGUGGAGACCUUCGUCUGUCAGUCAACCAUCAUCCCCUCAGAUGGGCGGGGCUUCAGAACCGCUCUCUCCUCCCAGUCCAUCAGCCUGGCGGACACUUUCCUAGGAGCCACAGUGGAGAGCUCUCUCUCUGACAUCACCGUAGGGUCAGACCUGUUCCCCGAAACAUCAAAGAAAGUACCAGAUGUGAACUUCUUUUAUCGGUCUCCCCAGGCAACAUCAUCAUGUGAUAAGGGGCGUAACGCAGUGAUCACGCUGCGGUGUAACCCGGAGAAGCCUGCCCGGGGGGAGCUGGGGGUCUCCAGCAAGUGCCCUGCCGGCACCUGUGAUGGCUGCACCUUCAACUUCCUGUGGGAGAGUGCCAGCGCCUGCCCGCGCUGCACGGAGGCGGACUACCACGAGAUCGAGGGCGCCUGCAAGGGCGCGGUCCAGGACACGCUGUACGUGUGGAACGAGCCAAAGCUCUGCACCGAGGGGGUGUCCCUCCCCGGGAAGAAGACCUCGCCCUGCGAGGCCAUCGACUUCUGGCUGAAGGUGGGGGCCGGCAUCGGGGCCUUCGUCGCGGUCCUCCUCGUCUCCCUCACCUGCUACUUCUGGAAGAAGAACAAGAAGCUGGAGUACAAGUACUCGCGGCUGGUGAUGACGGCCAAUAAGGAGUGCGAGCUGCCGGCCGCGGACAGCUGCGCCAUCAUGGAGGGCGAGGACAACGAGGACGAGGUGGUGUACCCCAACAAGCCCUCCCUUCUGGGGAAGCUCAAGUCCAUCGCCACCAAGGGAAACGGAGAGAGCUGUGAGUCUGUCCAGCUGAAGUCCUCGAAGCCAGAACGAUGGGUGUGGGGAUAGAGGAGGAGCUUGGCGGGAGAUGUUUUUCGGGAGGGUGAGGAAGAGCGCUGAGAGAGAUUGCAAAGAAGACGAUGAAGAGAAGAAAAAAAAAAGCCAUGCUGUCGACAACAUUCGGAAAACGGAACUCAGCUUGUGGAGAUGACCAUUCCUGGAGGCCUUAACACAUCACCGCGGGGGGAAAUGGAAAAUUCCGGAAGGGGAGGAUUCAGUGGUGAGACUGCGGGGUAGGGGGAAGAGGGCAGGGGUGGAGGGAGGGAGGAACUCUGCUUUAACUGAAAUAUUUGGGUACAAAAUGGCGGACGUGCAUUCCGGUGCCACUUUCAAUUGGCUGUUAUUUUCCGUUUGGGGUUGUGUUAUGAUUCUGUGUGAUGGCAAGAUAACUGCUGAGCUGUGGGUCCCUCCCCUUUUUUAAAAAAAUCUUUUGAGAGCCAAUCAAAGGUGGCGAUGAAAACAUUUAUGUUUGUCACGUCCAAUGACUGACAAACAUAAAAGAAACGUGGGUAAGAAACGUGGCUGAGAAUGAUUGGGCUUACACUACGCCUUUGGGCACAGCCCGACCAGUAUUUUCCUGGUUUAAGUGAAAAGCAAUGCAUUUCUAACUGUGUUAAGAUGGCGGAAGGGGCUCCUCUGUUAAACGUGUACUGUUUCCGUGGUGAUUUCACGCGAAAAACAUCCACGCCUGAACCAAGGCCUGCGGACACCGUCAAAUCCGAUCAGAAAACCGUGGGUAAAAUAUUGAUCUGGGAUGCUGUGAUGGCGGCACAUUUAGUCACGCUGAUUUUGCUUAAUCUCUCAUGUGUGCAUCGAUUUCCGUCAGUAUAACUGCUCCCGGGUGCGUUUUGUCAUGUUGAGCCAUUGAUGCAGAACUGUGCUGACAUCACAUCUGACUACACGUUACACACUCAGGGCCUGAUUUACCAAGACCUUUAGCAUGUGCAAAACAUUUUUAGCACACGCAGAACUAAAUAACACAACCAACGAUUGGUGCAAAACAAACACCACCACCAAUCGUUGGUGAUGUUAUUGGUUUUUGCGCGUGCUAAAAGGUUUUGCACGUGCUAAAGGUCUUGGCUUCCUGAUGCUCUCCUACUCCGUCAAAAUCCUGUUUUCUCGUUUUUUAAAUUUUUUUAGCCAAAGCACCUGUGUUUUUGGGGGGCCAGACAGAGAGGCCAGUGCUGCCGUGAUAGUCUCCAUUAAAGCUGGGCCGCGGGCCCAUUAGAGUUCCUCUAGGGGCCUGAGGCACUGCCUCGUGGAGAAUUCAGCAGAAAUAGCAUCCAGAAAAAACGAAACCCUCUAAUUUAGAACCAUUGAAAGCACUCCGCUCCACCUGUCCUCCCCAAACGUAAAUAGCCAUUGAAAGGGGUGCAUUUUGGAAAGCUUUGCUUCAUCAGUUUACAGACUUCCACUGUUUCACAGAAGGGAAGGACUAGCCCCCCCCCCCAACCCUUCACAAUCCCUGAAUUGCUUUUUUUUAUGAAGGUGUGAUGUCAUCGAAGGAAAAGAAAGUAAGAUCAGUUCAUAAUGUCGUCUACAUAAGAAAUGGAAUUCACCCCAACCUUUCAAUUCAUAGUAAAACAGAUAUGAGCCAUUUGUUAAUUUAUACCCAGCACUUUUGUUCUGACAUUUUAAAUAAGUGAGACAAGAAAAAAUUAAUAAUGAACAGCAAUUGGUUAACAUUUAUUAUGAUAUCAUCACUUUGUUAUUGCACAUAUCAUGGGCGUUGCACUGUGGCGGCAUGAUUAGCAAGAUUGAAAUGGCACAGGGUCCUCUCUCUUCACUUUUUCUUUGUCCAUUAUCGAUUGGGGAAAUUUGGAACCUGGUUUUCCCGUGUGCCAGAAUCGAACCCGACGCGAAAGUGCAGUGCUGCCAAAACGCUUAUCUGCCAUUACCGUUAACUCCCUCACUCCUGGCACAUUUUUGCGGCAAAUGCUUUAUUGGAUGUACGCGGGCGCCAGGCCAGGGUCUGCGCCAUCUUGCGCAUCUCUUUCAGGUUUCAAGCCAACGGAACUCACGGGGUUGCCGCUCAAAACCUCUUUGGCUUUGUCUGGGGAGCGCUUGGGCAGUCGCCAGGCCGCCUUGAGAGCCAGCCCCACUUCAGGGCUUCAUUCCCAAGCAAAUUCUGGCAGUUGGUGGGCAAAUGACUUAUUCUGCCCGGCAGGUGUCCAUGGCAACCAAAAAAACCUGGUUUGUAUUUCCUGGGAGCAGAGUGAACAGACAUAAUAAGGAAUUUAAUAUUUCAGAUGUUUCCGCAUAAAUGAAAUGCAUGGUGUGAUAUGGGGCCUGAGAACGCUUUACAUAAUCCAGAAUCCAAGACUCGUUUAUUCGUGUUUUUCGUUUUUUGUUCAAACACAUUACAAAUACAGGCAUUUCUCUUGUCAUUUACAGACUAAUGAAAACAUUUGGAAAUGUUCAUAAAGCAUAUCAGGACAAGGAUGUCAGGCUUGAGUUUACCCCCUAGUAAUGCUACGCAGCGAAGGACAAUUUUUCAGUACUGACAUGAGUGUUUUAAGGUUUUUUUCAAUUUAGUCGUCAUUAGGUCACACAAAACCCAGUUAACACAAAACGGUCUCACAAUUUUGCAGUCAUGUAGUGGCAAUGUUAUAACAUUGACGAAACGUUCCGGUAACAUUGUGACAGCGUUGUGCGUUGGCUGGGUUCCUUGCCGUGAAAAAUAUGCAGGAAAAUGUUAAGGGAAGGCGUUCCGGUUGAGUUUUAAAAGACCCUUUCUUUGCCCCUGCUUGACAAUGCUUGAUUCAUUGGAAGACAAUUCACAGACAGCUCAAGGGCGAUGUUUCCCGAUACGCAAGUACCAACGUUCACUUUUUUUUGUAUUUUUUUGUAUCGUGUAGUACUUUAAAGCUGAGUUGUACAAAGUAAUGUCAAGACUAUUUAUAACUGUUAUUUGUUGUCAUGAUAAUUUAAUAAAUGUGAAUGGCUUUGGGAA